AUUUAAACAUGUGAAGAAAUCUGCUGCAUGCCUAGACACGACCGUGGACGGUGAUCACCACGAGAUCACCAGGAUUUUGUGAUCGAGUUGAUAAAAAGGCAAUACAGCUGUGAAAAAAAGAAGAGCAAGACUAGGAGACUGUGAUUAGGAACUUUUAAGUGUUUGAAAAUGGAGGAUACUGAGAACUAUACAAGCCUGCAAGAGUUCACAGAGGACAUCUCAAGCAGAGGAAACAAACCUAUACUCUACCCAUCACAGAGCAGACAAGGUGCUGUUAAAGGAAUGGAGUGUAUGAGGAGACAGAUGGUUAUCAUCCUUCUACUCACGCUGCUGGUUUCGUUUUGUGCUAACAUAGCACUGACCGUGAGCUUGGUGAACAGCAGAUCCAGCAUUUCCUCCCUCGCUGCAACUGUAGGCAAUCAAGAAUCAGACCCUCAGUCUCUGAAACUGUCCUCUCUACAGGAGCGCUUCUCCCUCCUCUGUUCAGACUACACCAACCUGGGGAAAACCUGUUCAAAACAAGUGAAAAAGUGCAUGCCAUGUCCUGAGGGCUGGAGACAUCUAGAGGACAAGUGUUACUACUUCAGUGAUGACAAAUUAGACUGGAAACACAGCAGGGAUAGCUGUGCAUCUAUGGGCAGCCAUCUAACAAUACUGCACACCCAUAAACAACAUGAUGCUCUGGAGAAAAUAGCCCGCAGCAUUGGUGGGUUUGAUUACCAUUUCUGGAUCGGCCUGUCAGAUGCUGAAGAAGAAGGAGUGUGGAAAUGGGUGGACAACACACGGGUCAAUAAAACGUACUGGAAUGAAUGGGAUAACGAGCCUAAUAACCACGAGUCUGGUGGGCUUCAUGGUGAGGACUGUGCUGUGCUCAAUGCCCACUCUAGAACCUGGUUCGACGUGCCCUGCGACCACAUCUACAAACGCAUCUGUGAAAUGAAUAGUGUCAACAUUGAUUAAUUAACUUAGUCAUUAAAAGUGUAGAAAACAAUUGUGUUUUUUCAAUUUUUGUAAAAAUAAAAUGUAAAAAAUGUAGAAAGCAGUGUUGUUUGUGUGACCUUUAGAGAAUUUAAAUGUAUUUUUGUACCUUUGUACUUGUUCUCUACAAAUAAAGAGAUUUGGCAGA
Molecule: messenger RNA, 1126 nt
Organism: Trichomycterus rosablanca
Lineage: Eukaryota; Metazoa; Chordata; Actinopteri; Siluriformes; Trichomycteridae
Product: C-type lectin domain family 4 member E-like
Exons: 6
Coding region: 169-960 (263 amino acids)
Source: RefSeq, a predicted model, not a curated record